This is a messenger RNA of Panthera uncia (snow leopard), 9604 nucleotides long. RefSeq names its product ring finger protein 135 (gene RNF135). The coding region runs from base 292 to 1551 and encodes 419 amino acids. The record is from RefSeq and is a predicted model, not a curated record. Gene Ontology annotation, cellular component: cytoplasm. The transcript is spliced from 5 exons. Gene Ontology annotation, biological process: regulation of innate immune response. NCBI's taxonomy places the organism in Eukaryota, Metazoa, Chordata, Mammalia, Carnivora, Felidae. Gene Ontology annotation, molecular function: ubiquitin-protein transferase activity; protein binding; ribonucleoprotein complex binding.
GGCAUCAAGCUAAAGGGUCUCUAGGACAUCAGCGUUUCCUAGCGCUCGGGAGGAGCUGAUCUCCACGCGCAGGUGGCUGUGACUCAGGCCAGCUCGGCCCUAGGGCGCCGCUCGCUGGGCGGGGGAGGGCCGAGGUCCGCUCUCAGCGGGACCGAAGUCAGGAAAAAUGGGUGGACCCAGGCGGGGAGUGGAAGGUCGAGGGAGCAGCGGAAGGAGACGACGACGCGGGCGGGCGGUCCCCGACGCGGCCCCGACUUCCGCGGCCCGGCGUCUGGGGGCUGCCUGGUCACCAUGGCGGGCCUGGACCCCGGCCUGGCCAUCCCCGUGUGGCUGGCCGAGGACGACCUGGGCUGCAUCAUCUGUCAAGGGCUGCUCGCCUGGCCCGCCACCCUGCCCUGCGGCCACAGCUUCUGCCGCGACUGCCUGAAGGGCCUGUGGGCCGCCGGCAGCCCCGGCCGCCGGCGCUCCUGCCCCACCUGCCGCGAGGGCGCCGCGCAGCCUCCGCAGCUGCGGAAGAACACGCUGCUGCAGGAGCUGGCCGACAAGUACAGCCGGGCGCUGCGCGAGCUGAAGGAGGCCCCCGGCGCCGCUCCCGCCCGGGGAGCCGCCGCCGGCGCCGCGCCCGAGCCCGCGCGCCCGCCCUCGCGCCGCGCCGCCCAGCUGCCGGCGGAGGCACAGAAGAGCAUCACAGAAGCUGGGCAUGAGCUGGAAGAGUUGGUGGAACAGCUUGUAGACCUUGUCAGGAGUCUUCAGAGUCAGACACACCUCCUGGAGCCCGGACCAGACAAUGAAGGGAGCACCCAGAGCUUGCUCGUGACUCCCCACACACCCGAGAGAAAACUGAGAGACAUUCUGCAUGACUUAGAAGAAAUCCGGGAAAAAUUACGGGAAAGCUUGACAUGGAAAGAGGCCCUUGAAGAACAACCACAGGUGGAACUCCAAGAAGGUUCAUCUUCCUCUGCAUGCCCGCUGCCUGACCACAGUCACCCUGCCCCCACGAGGACCUCCCGGUUUGUUCAGUGGGCCAUCAGUCCGACCUUUGACCUUCGGAGCCACUGCUGUAGUCUGGAGGUGUCCGAGGACUGCCGGGUGGUGACUGUAUCUCGCUGCCCGCAGACCCAUCUCUGGAGCCACGAGAGGUUUGUGACCUGCCAGGUCUUAUGUUCCCAGGCCUUUUCUUCAGGGCAGCAGUACUGGGAAGUAGACACUCAGCACUGCAACAACUGGGCAGUUGGGGUGGCCUCCUGGGGGAUGAGGCGCAACCAGACCCUGGGAAGGACCGAAGACUCCUGGUGUGUAGAGUGGAAGGGGACUGGCCAGCUCUCUGCAUGGCACAUGGUCAAGGAAACCAUCCUGGGCGCUGACAGACCUAAGGUGGUGGGCAUCUGGCUGGACCUGGAAGAGGGCAAACUUGCCUUCUAUUCGGUGGCCAAUCAGGAGACACUUCUGUACGAGUGCCCCAUCUCUGCCUCCUCCCCUCUGCACCCUGCCUUCUGGCUGUAUGGCUUAAAUCCUGGAAACGCUCUGACUAUAAGGCCAGUAAAGGUGUAAAGUUUCCCUGGGUCUUAAAACAUGGUGAUCUCCCGGUUUCUCCCUCUGGUUUCAAGUAGCUGGCAACUUCCCAAAGAUCCCACUUCCAGAGUUAAUGGGUGAGCAGAAAAGGGCUAACUGUAGGCUUGGGACAUUGAAACUGCACAUUCCCCAGAAAGCAUUGACCCUUGACUGGCUCCUGGGAGGUAACCCCUAAGCCCUUGGGAUAUCCUGCCUGAUAAGAGUGUCUGUUUACCUGAGGGCCUCGGGCCAGGAGCUAUCACCUUGACCUCUGGAGGGGCUGGAGACUCUGCCUGGGUGCCUGACCCCCAGUAAAAGCCCUGGGCUCCAAGGCUGGGGUGAGCUUCCCUGGUUGGCAAUACCCCUUGUACAUUGCCACACACUGUCGCUAACUGUCACUAGAAGAAUUAACCUUGUCCUUGUGACUCCGCAGGGAGAGGAUAGUUGAUCUCUUGGCUCCUGCCCUGUGUGCUGUGCCUUUUACUACUGCUGAUUUUAAUCUGUAUCCUUUCACUGUAAUAAAUUGUAACCAAGACUACAGUCACUUUGCUGAGUUCUCUGGGUGCUUCUAGUGAAUCACUGAACCUGAGAGUGGUUUGAGGGACCCCCAACUCAGGGCAGAUUAUCAGUUGCUGUGUAAUACCAUGGCCACGAAUGCAGUGUUUUUUUUUGUUUUUUUUUUUUUUAAAGUUUAUUUAUUUUUGAGACAGAGAGAGACAGAGCAUGAACGGGGGAGGGUCAGAGAGAGAGGGAGACACAGAAUCGGAAGCAGGCUCCAGGCUCUGAGCCACCAGCCCAGAGCCCGACGCGGGGCUCGAACCCACAGACCGCGAGAUCGUGACCUGAGCCGAAGUCGGACGCUUAACCGACUGAGCCACCCAGGCGCCCCACGAAUGCAGUGGUUUUAAACAACACACAGCACCUCACAGUUUCUGUGAGGAGUGAGGCACAGUUUCUGUGCCAGGAGUCAGGGCACCGUUGAGACAAGGCCUCUGCUUGGGGGGGGUCUCACAAGCUGCAGUCAAGGUGUGACCCAGCACUGUGGUGUCAUCUGAGACUCAACUGGGGAAGGAUCUCCUUCCAGACUCACAUGGUGGUUGGUAAUAUUCAGUUCCUCUUGGGUUGUCAGACUGAGGUCCUCAGUUUCUUGCUGGCUGUUGGCUGGGGACCACCCUCAGUUCCUCACCCCAUGGGCCUCUGCAGUGUACCCCUCACGUCCUCAAAGCCAACAAGGAACAGAACAUCUCCUAGCCAGAUGGACUUUAAAUCUUGUAUAAUAUAAUCACAUACACAUAACCACAUACAUCCUAUUGCCUUUGCCUUAUUCUGUUGGUUAAAAACAAGUUGCAAGUCCUGCCCACACUCGAGGGGAAGGGAUUAAACAGGGCAGGAAUACCAGGAGGUGGGGGAUCAUAGGGGACACCUGACAGUCUGGCCAGCAUAGGGUGUCAUUUCAUUCUUGAUUUCCCCUAUUUUUUUUUUUAACGUUUUUAUUUAUUUUUGAGACAGAGAGAGACAGAGCAUGAAUGGGGGAGGGGCAGAGAGAGAAGGAGACACAGAAUCGGAAGCAGGCUCCAGGCUCUGAGCCAUCAGCCCAGAGCCCGACGCGGGGCUCGAACUCACGGACCGCGAGAUCGUGACCUGAGCCGAAGUCGGACGCUUAACCGACUGAGCCACCCAGGCACCCUGGUUUCCCCUAUUUUUAAAAGUCAUUUUAUUAUAUAACACAACAGAUACAGAAAACCAUAAAAGGGGUGCCUGGGUGGCUCAGUUGGUUAAGUGUCCUACUCUUGAUUUCGGCUCAGGUCUUGAUCUCACAGGUUCCUGAGUUCAAGGCCCACAUUAGGCUCUGCACUGACAGUGUGGAAGCCUACUUGGGAUUCUUUCUCUUUCUCUCUCUCUCUCUCUGCCCCUCACUCUCAAGGUAAAUAAAAGAAAACUCCAUAAUACAUGUGGAAUAUAACAAAUUAUUAUAAACACCCUUAUUAAGUACACUUUAGGUCAAGAAAUAAAACCUUCCUACCCACCCCAGAAGCUCCUUCACGUGCCUUGUCCUGAUCACACAGUCCUUCCUCUGCCUGAAAGGAAUCUGAUGUUUACAGAAUCUGAUGUUCCUUAAAUUUCUUUAUAGUGUUAGCACCCAAAUAAACAUCCCUGGCCACAAGAGUCGUGCCCAUUAAAAAACAACAACAACAACAAAAACAACCAGAUGUGUCUUUUUCUUAACAGCUUUGUUGAGAUAUAAUUUACAUACUAUAAAACUCACCUAUUGAAAGUAUACAAAGCGGGGUGUCUGGCUGGCUCAGUUGGAAGAGUGUGCAACUCUUGAUCUUGGGGUUGUGAGUUCAAACCCCAUGUUGGGUGUAGAGAUUACUUAAAUAAAUAAAUAAAUAAAUAAAUAAAUCUUUAAAAAAAUAAAAAAAUAAAGUGUACAAAUCAACCUUUACUAUGGAGUUGUGAAACUCUGAUUGUAUUCUAGCUUUAGAACAUUUUCAUCAGCCCCAGAAAGAACCCUCUUACCCAUUAGCUGCUGAUCCAUCUGUCUUGUAGGUCUCUGAAUCUACAUAUCUCCCUCUCCCUUUACUUUCCUUGCAAUUCAUCUGUAGGACCCCAAGCUGGACUAGCACCCAUUUUGAAGAUGUGGAAAUUCAACUCUGCUGGACUUGGUUAAGCAUAAAGCCUCAUUGCACAAACCAGCCAGGCAACCCUUGGCAGUGCAUUUAAGCCCUUCUUUCUCCUGUAAGAUGGAAAUAAUAGUUAUUUGCCCUUCCUUAUCUUCCUCAAAGGAUUCCUGAAAAAAUUAAAGUAGUAGGUGAGGAAAUUAGAAAAAUGCCAGGACAAUGAUAACCACAGCAACAAUGACAGAAUCAUGGCAGCCUCUAAUUCACCUUGGCCUCUCACAUCUUGAGACUCACAUUUAAUUUACGUACAUAUCCUCGAAAACAGGGCCAAGCAAAAUUCUUCUGUAUGUUCUAUUAAUUUGCUUUCUCACAAACCAGGGAGCAGAGGCCCAGACAGGGUUAGUGGUUUGUCCAGGGCCAGUCAGCUGGCAGAGCAGGGACCAGGCCGUUUCUCCCCUGUCAAGUCUCUAACCUUAACACCCUCUGAUGAGGUCCUGUGCUGAGACCUGGCCUUCCAGUCUGAUGGGACACAGCUAGCCCUAGAGCCACGAGGUGCUCUUUUUUUUGUGGUUGGUGGUGGUGGUAAUCCUCAGUAUAGUGGCCUUGGGUUGUCUGAGCAAGGGACAGGGCCUCUCUCUUGGUGCCAGUUGACCAUUAAAGGUCUUUCUGUUUUUACUUUCUGCAUCACUCACCUUUUAUCUUCUCACCCAGAGUCACUUUGAUGUUUGCCCUUUAAAAGUACCAAGAUUCUGGGGUGUAGCUCAGGUCAUGAUCUCAUAGUUCAUGAGUUUGAGCCCCCACAUCUGGCUCUGUGCUCACAGUGGGGAGCCUGCUUUGUAUCCUCUGUCUCCCUCUCUCUGCCCCAGGUCCCCCAUCAAAAGUAAACAUUAAAAAAAUUUUGGGGGGGGGCGGCACCUGGGUGGCUCAGUUGGUUGAGCCUCCGACUCUUGACUUUGGCUCAGGUCAUGAGCUUACGGUUCGUGAGUUUGAACCCCAUGUUGGGCUCUGCACUGACAGUGUGGAGCCUGCUUGGGAUUCUCUCUCUCUCCCUCUCUCUCUGUUCCUCCCCCCACUCACACUCUAUCUCUAUGUCCUAAAAUAAAUAAACACUUAAAAAAAAAAAAAGAAGUAGAGAGGCACCUGGGUGACUUAGUUGGUUGAGCAUCCAACUUUGGCUCAGGUCAUAAUCUCACGUCCCAUGAGUUCGAGCCCCACAUCAGGCUCUCUGCUGACAGCUCAGAGCCUGGAGGCUGCUUUGGAUUCUGUAUCAUUCUCUCUCUCUGCCCCUCCCCCACUCAUACUCUGUACCCCCCCCCGUCUCUGUCUCUCUCAAAAGUAAAUAAACAUUAAAAAAAUUAAAAAAAAAUUUUUAAGUAGAGAAUAAAGGUUCGCACUCUGCUUCUUUGCUUUUGUCUCAAGUUUUCUGUCAGCAUAAACUUUCCAGGACACUGUGAAAAGUGGUGCCCUUCCUCAAACGAAACAAAACAAGAAUCCUCCAGAACAGAAAUAAUGAAGCUGAAAUGCCAGUGGCUGAAGGGCCUCUCACUUGGAUCUAUGCCACAUGGGGGAAGGAAUCAUCCACACAGGGAUCCACCUGGAAAGACUUCCUGUGGGGACGGAAAGGCUAAUGAGCAGAGCACUGGGGACUCCUGUGGCAGCGUCUCACCUUCUCUGCAGGUGUUUCUCUCAAAAACUUAACGUUUUCUUGUAGACUUGUCUCUGUUUUUUUCUAGGGGUUAGGGAGAAGGCAGUAAUGUCAGUGACAAGGGCCACCUGUAUCUCUUCCUCUCUCUUCCCCUCCACUUCUCUCUUUCUCUCUCUCUCUCUCUCUCUCUCUCUCUCUCUCUCUCUCACACACACACACACACACACACACACACACACACACACACACACACACUUCACCUGCUGGUGAGACACCUACUGGUGUGUCCGUUGUUGGGGUCCAGGGCUUUGGGUUCCUGGAAGAACCACCUACCAAGCAGGAAGCCACCACCUUCUUAGGGUCACAGCAACCUCUAAUACAAUUAUAUCUAUCUGUCUCUUUCUUUUCCUCCCUCAAAUACUUUUUUUUCUGGAAAAGUUUAAUUUGAAGACUUUAUUUCCUAGCUGAUUGCAGAAACAAACCACAAAAUGCAACAUGCUGCUCUUUGGAGGUACUUCAGGCUCUCUUGCUUUGGUCAAGGGAAAAAUCCCUUCCCCAGGGGCACUUGAGGCUUUUGACAGGAAGGGAGAAUCUUCCUUGGUAUGUGCUCAGCUCCAUCAUUCCCCACUUCUGCCUGAGCCCUCAGCCCCAAACCCAAAUUUAUCCUCAUUCGUAAUUGCUCAAACCUUAAUGACCGCAAUGGGUAUCUGGCUGGUUCAGUCAGUAAACCAGAGUGUGCAACAGACUCUUGAUCUCGGGUUUGUGGGUUCGUGCCCCAUGUUGGGUGUAGAGAUUACUUAAAAAUAAAAUCUUACACACACACACACACACACACACACACACACACACACACCCUAAUCACUGGGACGCCCGAGUGGCUCAGUUGAUUAAGCAUCUAACUUUUGAUUUUGGCUCAGGUCAUGAUCUCACCAUUUGUGGGUUUGAGCCCUACAUCGUGCUCCAUGCUGACAGUGUGGAGCCUGCUAGGGAUUCUCCCUCUCUCUCUCUCUCUUUCUCUCUCUCUGCCCCUCCUCCAGGCAUGCCUGCGCACUCCCUCUCUCCUUCUCAAAACAAACAUUAAAAAAACCCACCCUAAUCAUUACAUGAGUGUUUGUCCUUCCAGAGGAGUGCAAUCUUCUUUAAUUAUACUUAGGAUUAGGCCAAAGAUUUGUUUCAAUUUGGGAUUUACCUUCCUAGCCAGCCAUAGGCUUUCUUAGGACAGGGUUUCCCAAGCUUCAGCCUUUUAUGUGCCACAAUUCUUGUUACCCUUGCAUUAUCUCCUGCACCAUUUUUCACUUAAUAUUUUUUCCUAAACCAACUCACUGACCCCUCUCAGGUACAUUCAUUUCCAAAGGAAACCUUAUGGUUGAUCUUAGCCAAAAGGCUGAGAAGCGAUUCAAAAGGAAACUUUUAAAAAGUUACGUAAAUGGAAAUCAGGGUCAUGUGUCUUAAAUAAAGGGGUAACCCUAAAUAUAUGUUUCAAGGAAAACAAAACAAGGUGACUAGCCUGGUUCUGUCCUCUAGGGCUCUGAUCCCGGGAUUCGUCACUAGCUUGCGUGCUCUCUCUCUUGCAAGAGGAGAUUAUCACGUGUUACAGACUUCCUGAGGCUUUCAUUUUGUCUUAAUUAGGGUAGAAACCAUAAUAGAAAAGGGGAAAAACUUUCUGGCCACAGGGGUCAUUGUUUCUAAUGUCCCUGCACCAUCUACAAUGACCUCUUGUUCCACUACUUUGGGAAACCCGGUUCUAAGAGAUUGGGCUAAUGCGGUCUGGAAGACUAUGUCUUCCUUCCCUGCCCAGUGAAAUCUUUUUCACCUUUAUAUUUCAAAACAAACAUGCCCUGGGGGAGAAAACCUUAUGCCUUUGGUCAGGACACAAUGUCUUGGAGUUACCAUAGGAUCUUUUCUUCACCACCUUCUGCACAAUUAGUCACCAAGUAGUGACACUGGAUUCUGCCUUCUCAAAUCAUUCCAGCUCUGGCCCCUCCUCUUCCCUCGGCGUCUUCUCUGGCGCAGACUCUAAUCACUUCUCUCCCAGAUUAUUUUAAUCCGAGCCCCUCUGUCUCUAGUCAGAACACUCUUCCCAUCUGUUCUCAUUCUGCUAAUGUGAGCUUCCCCGAAGACACAAAUCAGAGGUUACUCCUCCAUUGAAAACACCCCCAGCGCAGGGUGCCUGGGUGGUUCAGUCAGUUUAAGCGUUCGACUUCAGCUCAGGUCCUGAUCUCAUGGUUCAUGGGCUCCAGCCCCACUUCAGGCUGUGUGCUGACAGCUCAGAGCCUGGAGCCUGCUUCGGAGUCUGAGUCUCCCUCUCCCCUGCUCACACUCUUUCUGUCUCUCAAAAAUGAAUAAACAUAAAAUUUUUUUUAAAUAAAUAAAUAAAUAAACUUAAGAAAAAGCAGACCCACUAGUACUAAGAGUGACCAGGAAGGCCACUCGAGCUAAAACCAUAGUCAUUUUCCUAGGAGCUCUCUGGGGUAUUUGCAUUUUUGCUGGGUUAAGGCAUGGCGUUGCUUGGGAGGUCAUUUGUUAACAGUGCCCUGUAGGAAGAGCUGACGACGGGAGGAAUGGGACACCAUCACACGAGUCUUGUUGGUUUUGGCCAAGGAAGGAAAAGAUUAUGAGAUGCCACCUAUUUUGUGGAAGGGGUUGAAAGGUUUGGGUACCUGGAGAAUGAUUUGGAGGAUUCUGGUGAGAAGAAAGAAGGGUGCCCAAAGAUGAACUACCCGGUCCACCACUUGUCUCCCAUAAUAAAUCAGUGAUGUUCAGUACUUUGCCCCUAGCACCUAGCUCAGAGCCUCACACCUCCUGGAGACAAUAACUACUUGUUAAAUGACUGAAUAAACAUAAUAUCCUACAUCAGUGCCUCCAUUAAAGCAUAUUGCUAUUCUUCUAAAUAUUUCUAUUAAUUUUAUUUAAAAGAUCUAAUUAUUGGGGCGCCUGGGUGGCUUAGUCGGUAAAGCAUCUGACUUCGGCUCAGGUCAUGAUAUCACAGUUUGUGAGUUCAAGUCCUGCGUCGGGCUCUGUGCUGACAGCUCAGAGCCUGGAGCCUGCUUCGGAUUUUGUGUCUCCCUCUCUCUCUGCCCCUCCCCCACUCACGCUCUGUCUCUCUCUGUCUCUCAAAAAUAAAUAAAUGUUAAAAAAAUUUUUUUAAAGAUCUAAUUAUUAAAUUAACUUUGACAUCGUACAAAAGAUGAUGGUACUAAAAAUUAAUUCAUAAUCGUUACCACGUUUUCCCUUCUUUGUAUUCUCAGCCAAUAUCUAUGUUCAUCCAUUAGUUUUAACUACCCGGUGGACACAGGUGCAUGCUUGUAAAAGUUCAAAACUACACAAAUAUAGAGGAUAAAAGUUGCGUAAAUGGAUAGAUCAUAGUUCGUUUUUAUAUAGCUGUAAUUCUAUAUGUGGUUUUAGAUUUCUAUUUUUUCACUUACUUUGUAAAUCCUUUUCCAUGUCUGUAAUAGUCAUUAGUUUUAAUGACCCGAAAGUUCUCCAGUUUAUUUAUUUGUAAUCUCUACACCAGUGUGGAGCUUGAACUCAUGACUGUGAGAUCAAGAGUCAUGUGCUCUGCCAACUAAGCCAGCCAGGCACCCCAUAAUGACAGCAAAAGUGCUAAUAAUUUUAUGUCAUACUUAAUUUAUUCCCCUAUAAUUAUAUGUUUUCCAUUUUUAAGUACUGUGUAAUGUUGCUAUAAAUAGAAUAUGUAUAUAUAUAUAUUUUUUUCUUCUUUUGAAUUAUUUUCUUGAAAUAUAUUUAAUUGUGAUUUCUUGGCAUAAAUAAACAGAUAUACAUUUAC